CAUGAGAAAAGUGAGCGAAUCUGCUACUUUCCUCUCAAAAAGGGUCCUUUCCGCCGCACCGGCAGAGGUCCCUCUCCUCGCUGUCCCUCGUGUCCCUUGACAGCCAAGGAAGCGCAGGGGGGACAUCCGGGGGGGCCUUUCACGGGCACCCAACAUAAAGUUGUAAUAAAACGUAUCGUGUUUGUACGUGACAGGUCACAGCUAGUGACAAGAAGGGGAAAGUUCCCCUGUCUUUCCCCUCCCCGUUCGCCCGGAACGGGGCGGCGGCCCUGCGGCAGGGGGCGGAGCGCGGCGCUACCCGACCCGGCGCCGGGGGCUGGCUCGGGGCGCGGCGCGGCGGAAGUUGCGCGGCGGCGCUCGGCUCGGCCCGGCCCGGCCCGGCCCGGCCCCCUCAGCCCGCCCCGCUGGGCCGCGUUAAACUAUAAACAUGAAGAAAUUAAAGCUCAAAGAACUGGAAAGCUGCCUUCAGCAAGUCGAUACUUUUGAAAGUCCAAAACUGCUCCUUGAACAGUAUCCAACAAGACCUCACAUCGCAGCAUGUAUGCUUUAUACAAUUCACAAUACUUUUGAUGAUAUUGAAAACAAAACAAUUGCAGAUUUAGGAUGUGGCUGUGGCAUGCUCAGCAUUGGAAGUGCAAUGUUAGGAGCAGGCAUGGCAGAGACUUUUGACACAGUUAUAAUGAACCCUCCAUUUGGUACCAAGCAUAAUAAAGGAAUGGAUAUGAUUUUCCUGAAAACUGCUUUACAAAUGGCAAAAACAGCUGUGUAUUCCCUUCACAAAACUUCAACAAGGCAGCACAUUCAAAAGAAAGCAGAUGAAUGGGAAGUGAAGAUGGAAGUCAUAGCAGAACUUAGGUAUGACCUACCAGCAUCAUACAAGUUCCAUAAGAAGAAAUCAGUUGACAUUGAAGUGGAUUUCAUUAGAUUUUCUGCCAAGAAACUCCUGAACUGAGGCAUGUCUUUAAAACCUAUUGAAAAUGGAACAAUAAAACCAAUGAUUUUUUUAUUUA
Molecule: messenger RNA, 1010 nt
Organism: Chroicocephalus ridibundus (black-headed gull)
Lineage: Eukaryota; Metazoa; Chordata; Aves; Charadriiformes; Laridae
Gene: METTL5
Product: methyltransferase 5, N6-adenosine
Exons: 8
Coding region: 428-952 (174 amino acids)
Biological process (GO): rRNA methylation
Molecular function (GO): rRNA (adenine-N6-)-methyltransferase activity; nucleic acid binding
Source: RefSeq, a predicted model, not a curated record